GCAGUUCGAAGCUAGCAGUAGAACAAGAAGUGUCGCAUGAUAAUAAUCUCUGUUUUUUCUCGUCACCAACAGAAUCGUUCGCAUUCCUUCCGGGAUUCGUCGAAUCAUGCCACGAGAAGAAGGGGGUUACAUUCCAACACCCACCAACAGCACGGCUUGCGUAAUGGUGCGCUGCGCUCAAAUCUCUUAUCAAGACCAAAACCGAUGGCGCCGCCUGCUUAGCAUACUGUUUAGCGUCGUUGAAUAACAGCGAGAUGCGCGACUUCUGGCCACUCCGCCAGCUGCUGGCUAGCCUCGAAUGAGUGGACGCGAAACGAAAACGGAACGGUGUUCGGUCGAUUCCAUUGUCUUCAACGAAUUCCAGCUUCUAACCCGGAGUCGACUCGACAUUGGCGUCGGUGGACAAAUCAUCGCUGGAUGAUUGCAUGAAUAUUCAAUGGAUCUAUAUAUGUGAGACGAUUCAAGAUAAAGCGGUGCUACUAGCGAAGAGUAGAAAAAAAUGCUAAAAAUACCGCGCAGAAUCACCUUGAAGCAAGGAUCAAGCGAUGCAGCCGCACCUCCGGUUGACCAUCGACAGAACGACUGGCAGACGAGACGCUCUGUGACAGCGGCAAGUGGUCGAUGGUGUGUGGUUUUUGGCACGGAAUGGUCCGUAUGUUUGUGCGAGCUGGUUAAGACAUCACAAAGAUCGAUCGAUCGAUAGAUGGAUUCAAAAAUAUGAUGUUUUAAGACGCGAACGGGUCGCUGCUUGCUGUCAGUAUCACGAUGAAGCUUGCUGGAGAAGCUACGACGAUCGGCCUCACUUGGUUGCUGUGGCUCAGCAUAGUAUCGGCCGCACCAGCCUCGGAGGAUUCGGAGGCGUUGCUGGUCAAUUACGAGAGUGUCCAGAUGCGCGAGAUGUAUCGCUUUAUGUACGAAACGGAUGAUGGACAGUACCGGGAGGAAGUAGGAAUGCUGGUAAACGUUGGCACACCGGACGAAGAGCUGAUGACGAUGGGUCGGUACGGAUACACGAGCAAGGACGGUACGGAGGUGAUGGUGAUGUACACGAGCGGCAAGAACGGUUAUCGAGCACGGACGGUCAGCAGCCGUAGCAGUUCCUGGGACUCUGGGGCAAAGAAGAAGGCAUUGCUGUCGUUGCUCAUGGGCUGAGGACUUGUAGGUGAGGAAACGCCAGUACCUAAUACUAUUAAGUGCAGUUGAGAUUG
Messenger RNA from Anopheles darlingi, 1208 nucleotides. RefSeq names its product larval cuticle protein 1-like. NCBI's taxonomy places the organism in Eukaryota, Metazoa, Arthropoda, Insecta, Diptera, Culicidae. Bases 766 to 1152 code for a protein of 128 amino acids. The transcript has 2 exons. The record is from RefSeq and is a predicted model, not a curated record.